Syzygium oleosum is the source of this 2250-nucleotide messenger RNA. RefSeq names its product O-fucosyltransferase 20-like. Bases 132 to 1847 code for a protein of 571 amino acids. NCBI's taxonomy places the organism in Eukaryota, Viridiplantae, Streptophyta, Magnoliopsida, Myrtales, Myrtaceae. The record is from RefSeq and is a predicted model, not a curated record. Gene Ontology annotation, cellular component: cytoplasm. The transcript has 6 exons.
UCUAUCUAUCUCUCUGUGUUUGUAGACAAGCAUUGAGCUGGGCACGUAGAAGAAAAUAUAUAACUUGUUCUGACUUGUGGGGGAAGGAAAUAGGAGCCAGUCUCUUUUCUGUGUGUCUGUGUGUGUGAAGAAUGAGCAAGCCAAAGAAGAAGCUCUCAGUGUCAUACAUUACAGUUCCAUCUCAGAUAAUCAACUCCCUCUCCUCAUCAUAUCUUCAAUCUCUUCUCGUAUUACCAAAGAAACCGCCUCCUCCUUCCCCAUCACCUUCAUCAAAGAAGGCCAAGCCGUUUCAGUGUAAGUCGUCAUCUAAAUCUCCAAAGUUAUGGUUCUCGGCCCUAUUCCUCAUGGCCCUGCUCGGCAUGCUCGGGAUUGGCCUCCUUCCUCUCUCUUCAUACCCUUGUGCUACUUCCCCAACUGCAAGUAGUCACCAUCACAUUUUAGAUAACCAGGCCAUCAGCCAAGCAAGAACAGAGCCUUAUCAUUAUAAUAAUUAUACAUUGGUGGAGCCCAGAGAAGAAGCAGAAGAGGAGCACUCCUUCUGGAAGCAACCGGAGGGAAUGGGGUACAGGGGGUGCUUGGAGUGGAGCAAGGAUUACAGGCGGAGGAGCGAGAGAAUUGUGAAGGAGAGGCGAAAGUAUGUGAUGAUGGUGGUGUCCGGCGGGAUCAACCAGCAGCGCAAUCAGAUUGUGGAUGCUGUCGUCAUUGCCAGGAUUCUCGAGGCCGUUCUUGUGGUUCCAGUUUUCCAAGUCAAUGUCAUCUGGGGCGACGACAGUGAAUUCUCAGACAUAUUCGACUUGGAUCACUUCAAGAGAGUCCUUGCCAAUGAUGUACGCGUGAUUUCAUCUCUGCCCUCCACUCAUAUAAGAACAAGGCCGGUGGCCGAGAGACCGACUUCACUCCAUAUCUCUGCUAACUGGAUUCGCUCCCAUUAUCUCAAAAGGCUCGAGAAGGUGGGGGUUCUGCUCUUGCGGGGUCUAGAUUCCAGGCUAUCUAAGGAUCUUCCUUCUGAUCUUCAAAAGCUUCGAUGCAAGGUCGCCUUUCAUGCAUUGAAGUUUGCACCACGAAUAUUGGGGCUUGGCAACAAGCUUGCAGAGAGAAUGCAGAGCAAGGGACCCUACAUUGCUCUUCAUUUGCGGAUGGAGAAGGAUGUUUGGGUGAGGACAGGUUGCCUUCCGGGUUUGAGCCCCGAGUAUGAUGAAUUGAUAGAUAGGGAGAGGAAGCGGCACCCCGAGCUCCUAACUGCCAAAUCAAACAUCACCUGUCAUGAAAGAAAGCUUGCGGGUCUCUGCCCCUUGAAUGCAUUAGAGGUUGCCAGGUUGCUUAAGGCUCUAGGUGCCCCAAAGAAUGCAAGAAUCUACUGGGCUGGCGGGCAGCCACUUGGUGGGAAAGAAGCAUUGUCGCCACUCACCAAAGAAUUUCCACAUUUCUACAGCAAACAAGAUAUUGCAUUACCCGGGGAAUUGGAACCCUUUGCUAACAAAGCCUCCUUUAUGGCUUCCAUUGACUUCAUUAUAUGUGAGAGGAGUGACGUCUUCAUGCCAUCUCAUGGGGGGAAUAUGGGCCAUGCUCUUCAGGGGCAGAGGGCCUAUGCCGGUCAUAGGAAGUACAUAACACCUAAUAAGCGGCAUAUGCUCCCUUACUUCUUGAAUACAUCUCUCCCUGAGCCAGAGUUCAACAGAAUCAUGCGGGAGUUGCACCGAGACUCCUUGGGUCAACCAGAACUCAGAACAAGCAAAGUUGGGAGAGAUGUUACAAAGUACCCUAUUCCUGACUGUAUGUGCAACUCUUCCAGUAGGGGUUACUCAUCCCAACAACACGCUAGGAGCUUGCUUUACAAUUUUGGGUAGUAUACUUCAUGGAAUUUCUAAUGUUGCUGCAAGAAUUGGCAUCAAACAUCCGAGCUCUUUUGGAUCUUGAGAUGGCAGCCACAAAGCUGCUCAGGCUAUUGGCAAUGGCAUUUCUGGCAGACAGUUCAGAUUGUAGAAUUCUAACCCUGCCUCUGCCUGCCAACAAGACGAAUGACUGGCGAAGACAAUAGAAAAUCAUACAGAGACAGAAGCAUUUAUUCAUUCUUUAUUGCAAAGAUCAUUCAGAAGAUGAUUACAGGCCGAUUUUCGUCCAGGACUGACGAGUGAUUGGUCUACCAUGUAAUAUAAUCGCUUUUGUGCAGAAAUUGCCAUUUAUUAAUAUGGAACAGAAAAUACCGGUCCUCUAUGUUUUCACAAAAAAAAUGGUUCGAGUUUGUGUUUA